Messenger RNA from Dentiscutata heterogama, 1041 nucleotides. NCBI's taxonomy places the organism in Eukaryota, Fungi, Glomeromycota, Glomeromycetes, Diversisporales, Gigasporaceae. The record is from the annotation of a GenBank genome assembly.
AUGCCCUCUUUUUGGAGUUUAAGAUUUAAAUCUUCAAUUGAAAUUAUUUUAUUCAUACUAAUUUUUACAUGUAUGAUUUUCGGAAUAAAUGGUUUCACUCCAGAGGGUAGAGGUGGUCAUGUAGCAGUAAUAAUUAAAAAUCAGAUUUAUUUUAUGGGUGGCUCUCGUAAAAUCCCAGAUGUUGACCCAAGAAAGAGUUCAAUAAGAGGAUAUAAUUUAUCAAAUGAAGUUUUUUCAUUGGGUCUUACGUCACAAUUCUCCACAGUUAAUCCACCAUAUGUUGACCUUACUGGUACUUCACAAAUGAUAUAUGGAAGUGAAAAAGGAACUGCGGUGGUUGGUGGCCCUAACAAAGAAGAUGUGUAUCUCGUUGGAGGCACAUUACAAAACCUUACUCUUCUUAAUCAAAUUGAUCAUAAUGCAACGAUAACUUCGAAUCAAACAUUAAUGAUAAACGAAUUAAUUAAUACUUGGAAUGUGACGAAUCAAAAUAUUUUUAUUUACCGACCAUCUACGAAAUCUUGGCUUAGUCCUAGUCCAAAUGGAGGACCAACUAUUAGACGUAGAUCAACUUCAACAGUAAUAGGCCAGGAUGGAAGGAUAAUAUAUAUAUUCGGAGGAAGAGCCCAGAUAGAAACUGGAUCACUUACGUUUAUUUGCUUUAAUGAGUUAUAUACAUAUGACACUACCGUGUCAGCAUGGAGUAAGAUUAAUGUUGCUAAUGCUCCUUCUCCUCAAAAAAAUGCAUCGCGAAUUGAUAUGAAUAAUAUCUCAGUAUUCGAUACAAAUUCUUUGACCUGGUCAUACAAGACAGCAGAGUCGUCAACUCCUAUUCAAGCCCGAACAGGCCAUACAGCGACCUUAACACCAGAUAAUAAAAAAAUUAUCAUAAUAGGCGGAACUUCAAGCUAUGUACUAAAUCUUACUACUGCAUAUCCGGUUUUUUUGUCGCUGGAUAUUACUACAGAACCUUAUGAAUAUUCUGAACCAAGUUAUUCUGGAAUACCACCACCUCCAUUAGCAUACCAUACUGGGCUAUAG